Molecule: messenger RNA, 228 nt
Organism: Clunio marinus
Lineage: Eukaryota; Metazoa; Arthropoda; Insecta; Diptera; Chironomidae
Source: the annotation of a GenBank genome assembly
AUGUCCUUAAAAUUGCACUUUCUUUUAUAUCCAAAAAAGAUAAAAAAUCUUUUCUUAUUUCCAAAGUUCAUGGUAUGUAAUCCACAGAACAAUGAUCAACUUAUUUCCGACGGUGACGCACAAUUGAUCCGAAAUGCAAGUGUCAUCGAUGCUUUUAUACCGGCCGAAUGCAAUUUUUGUGCAUCAGGAGCUCUCUUUCUUUCACUUGACGAUAUUGCAACAAUUUGA